This is a messenger RNA of Penicillium pulvis, 1572 nucleotides long. RefSeq names its product Sugar transporter. Gene Ontology annotation, cellular component: membrane. Lineage: Eukaryota; Fungi; Ascomycota; Eurotiomycetes; Eurotiales; Aspergillaceae. Gene Ontology annotation, biological process: transmembrane transport; carbohydrate transport. The transcript is spliced from 2 exons. Gene Ontology annotation, molecular function: carbohydrate:proton symporter activity. The coding region runs from base 1 to 1572 and encodes 523 amino acids. The record is from RefSeq and is a predicted model, not a curated record.
AUGGGUUUCAGCAAGCAUGAUACUGCGAGUGUGACUGUGCCUGUUCCAGAGGAUGAUCCUCUCAUGGCUGUUAUCCCUGUCGACGCUGCACCAUGGUAUAAGCAGCGCCAUCUCUUGCGUCUCAACUUCAUCAUAAUCUCGUUGGUGAUGUAUUCAUCUGCCAACGGAUACGAUGGAUCUUUGAUGAAUGGUCUGGAGGCCCUUGACCAAUGGAAAGGAUUCAUGGACAACCCAUCAGGUGCCUGGUUGGGUUGGAUCAAUGCCAUCUACUGGCUGGGCUGCGGUAUUGGCUACCCGUCUGCUUCAUGGAUUGCCAACAAGUACGGCCGUAAGCCCGGUGUGUAUGUGGGCUAUGGUCUACUGGCCCUGGGGGUUGCCCUACAAACCGCUGCCCCGAAUAGUGCGGCAUUUUUGAUGGCCAGAUUCUUCUUGGGAGGUGCUUCUGCUUUGUUCGGUAACUCGGUUCCUCUGCUCAUCAACGAGAUCGCCUACCCUACCCACCGUGGCAUCCUGAACUCCCUGUUCAUGUCAGGUUGGUACGUGGGUGGAACCGUGGCCGCCUUCGUGGUAUUCGCCUCUCGGACAUACGGCUCCUCCUGGGCCUGGCGACUGCCUUCCGUUCUCCAAGCUUUGGUCCCCCUGGUCGGACUGCCGGGCUUUCUCCUUGCACCAGAAAGCCCUAGGUGGCUCGUCUCAGUGGGACGAGAGAGCGAGGCCCGCGCCAUUCUCAUCAAGUACCAUGCCGAUGGUGAUUCCAACUCGCCGUUGGUCAACUACGAAUUUCUGGAGAUUACCUCCACCAUUCACGCAGAGCAAGCAGCCAACAGCAACGGCAGUUAUCUUGAGAUGAUCAAAACACCCGGCAACCGUCGCCGUCUCAUGAUCUCCAUCACUCUUGGACUCUUUGCUCAGUGGGUUGGAAACGGUGUCAUUUCCUACUAUCUCUCUUUAAUUCUGAACUCCGUUGGCGUCACCGAGGUCAAGGAUCAGACACUCAUCUCAGCUUGUCUCCAGGUGUGGGACCUGAUCUUCGCGGGUCUGGGUGCAAUCCUGAUUGAUCGACUGGGACGACGACCCCUUUUCAUGGCAUCGGCCUGCAUCAUGUUCGUGAGUUAUGUGCUCGUGACAGCUCUGUCGGGCGCAUACCAAGUGCACGGGAACCCCGCAACUGGAGCUGCAGUCAUCCCAUUCCUGUUUAUUUUCUUCGCUGGAUACUGCAUUGCGCUAACACCUUUUCUCACCUCAUACCCUUGCGAAAUCUGGCCCUUCCGUCUCAGAUCCCGAGGUCUGACUGUGACAUGGCUAGCCUCAAUUGUGGGCAUGUUCUUCAAUACCUUCGUCAAUCCCAUCGCACUGGACGCCAUCGCAUGGAAAUACUACUUUGUGUUCGUGGCUGUCUUGCUGGUAUUUGGCGCAACGGCCUUCUUCUAUUACCCGGAAACCAAAGGAUACUCUCUAGAGCAAAUUGCCGUUAUCUUUGACGGCGAGGAUGCUUUAGUAAGUCACCCAGCUGAUAUCGCCAGAGGUGUCAAGACUGAAGAGUCUGCGGCUGUCCAUGAAGAAUCGGUUUAA